Messenger RNA from Chenopodium quinoa (quinoa), 336 nucleotides. Its product is annotated as pollen-specific leucine-rich repeat extensin-like protein 3. Lineage: Eukaryota; Viridiplantae; Streptophyta; Magnoliopsida; Caryophyllales; Amaranthaceae. The record is from RefSeq and is a predicted model, not a curated record. The transcript has a single exon. Bases 1 to 336 code for a protein of 111 amino acids.
AUGGGUGUUAGAAUUUAUUGGCUCAUAUUAAUUUCUAUUUUCAUGCUUAAUGAAGUACAAGUAUCAGUUUUCGGUGUUGCAUCAACUAGUGAAGCUGAUUUUCCUAGAGGUGCAAUUUCAUUACGCACGGUGAUGCGAAGAUCACGUCCUAUUAAAGCACCGCCUCCUCCUAAGCGUAAUGUGCCUGUUCACUUCAAGCGCACGCCACCUCUUCCUCCACCACCGCCACCACCAUCUCAUUAUUACAAAUUACCACCGGCUUUACCGAUAUAUUCACCGCCUUUUCAUCCUCCGAGCGAUCUAGUACCACCUCCGCCAUCGUAUUACAGAGUCUGA